Molecule: messenger RNA, 1298 nt
Organism: Aphanomyces invadans
Lineage: Eukaryota; Oomycota; Saprolegniomycetes; Saprolegniales; Verrucalvaceae
Exons: 1
Coding region: 55-366 (103 amino acids)
Source: RefSeq, a predicted model, not a curated record
AAAAGUGCAAACGACAGUCUGGAUGAUGUGGUGUUUAGAUAAAAGUGCAUACUGAUGGAGCGCGGUAGUAGUAUAGAUUCACCAAAGGUAUCCUCGAAAGGGAGCAAAUGGCGACGGCAUCACCACAGGUUCUUGGCGCACAAGUGCUGGAUGGAAGAGCCUCGGUCGGGUGCGCAUAGCAAUCUCUGGCGCGCACCUUCGCACGUGUGGGAUGUAGUAGGGUGCGAUGCAGUCGUACGAGUUUGGGUCGUUGAUGUAGAUGUGGGUCGUGUCGCCUUGAAUUGGCGCCACGUACGUGCGGCCAUGAACAUGGACGUGGACCAUGUGGGGCUUCUUGGAAGUUGCAUCGUUAGCCAAGCUGGGUGACGCUGCCGAAGUUGUGUCAUCAUCACGCGAACGGCCGGGUUCGUCCCGCUGGAGCAAUGCCUCGUCUUUCUGGCCUGGCUUGGCUUCGCAUGCGUGAAUGGGCUCGUCCACGGCGGUGUUGCUGCCUGUGAUGGCGAUGUUAUCCGUGCUGGGGGUCACUUGCUCGCAACUGAUCGGAUGGACAGCAUGUUGGCCCAUCGUCUGCGCUUCCCUCGCUUCAACCGUUGACGAACUGUCGCCCAAAGCACGCGCGUCCGUGCCGCCGUCACAGUGAACUUCGUCAGAGGUUGCAUCAGUAUCAAUGGGAAGGUCGCCCGAGUCAGCGCUUUUGUGAUGCUCCGCCAUCCAUUCCACGAGCUCGUAGUCGUCGCCAAGGUCGCCAAUGCUCGAUGUGUCGGUGGUCGCAUCGUCAUCUGGGACGGCUGCAGACACACACUUGGUUUUAUGGGCCAAACAUAAAUGGACGAAGCGAGUCAACCGAUCGCUUUGCACGGCCAUCUUGUCCGCCACCAAGAGCAACUCUUGAAUCUUCCCCACGAUACAUUUGCGCUCUUGGCGAACAGUGGCGUCGCCGUCGCUGAGGAUAAGGUCCAAGUCAAAGAGGAGCUUGGUCAAGUCCUCCGCUUGGCUAAGCACUCGACGGCAAUAAUGUUUGAGGCUCAUCUUCACUUGGCGAUGCCCUGCGAGGAUCCGAUCGUUGUCAUGUUUCCAAAUCGACAUGGCGAGCCACUUCUUUGCAGCUGCUGAUGCGGCGACGAUUUUCCUUUGGUUGGGCAGUCGUUGAACGAGGAUUUCUUCGAUGUCACGCGCAGUCUUGGCAACGUUGUGGAGCUGACUCUGCGCGUCGUUGGGGGCUGUAGGGGCUUGCGUCAUGAGAGAAAGUUCAAAAGUGAUCGUCCCAGUUGGAUAGCAUGUUGGACAACGGAUCGCAU